Ceraceosorus guamensis is the source of this 1253-nucleotide messenger RNA. Its product is annotated as ribonuclease T2. Bases 218 to 1066 code for a protein of 282 amino acids. NCBI's taxonomy places the organism in Eukaryota, Fungi, Basidiomycota, Exobasidiomycetes, Ceraceosorales, Ceraceosoraceae. Gene Ontology annotation, cellular component: extracellular region. The record is from RefSeq and is a predicted model, not a curated record. The transcript has 4 exons. Gene Ontology annotation, molecular function: ribonuclease T2 activity; RNA binding. Gene Ontology annotation, biological process: RNA catabolic process.
GGGGGGGGCUCCUCCUUUCCAACGUACGUACACUGUACGUGCCAAUGUGCAAUCAAAUCGAACAUCUUGCUAAGAUGGCCUCGUCGAAGAACAUAUAAGGUGCGCUGGGGAAAGAGAGUGUAGACACGCCUCUCUUCCCCGCCGACCUCUUCCUUUCCCCCUCUUUCCCAUCCUCGCUCGCGCCACAUCACCCAACCCAGUCGACUCCUUCCGCACGAUGCGCUUCCUCCUCUCCGCUCUCACCCUCGCUUCGGGCGCGUUCGCACUCAGCCCAACAGCUCCUCAAGAUGCCUACUCGUGCGUCCGAGCAGCUCCCAAGCUAUCCUGCACCGCAGAUCCAGUCGUAGACCCCACCUCCUUCGGCACGUGCUGCUACAACGGAGCUCUGCAAGCCGGUUUCAAAGAAUCUGGAUUGGUCCUCGCCACUCAAUUCUGGACCAGCAAUUCUCACGUCGGACAAGGACCCAACAACAGCUUCACCAUUCACGGAUUGUGGCCCGACUACUGCGAUGGUUCCUACCCUCAAUACUGCACAAAAGACAGCGGUAUUCCCGAAUUCGACGGUGCUCAGAUCAAAGCUCAAUUGGCUCAGUACGCUCCUUCUACGCUCAACUACAUGAACACCUACUACAAGGACAUUUCGGGAGAUGAUGCUAGUUUCUGGGAUCACGAGUACAACAAGCACGGAACCUGUUUCAGCACCUUGAGAGCAAAAUGUCAAAUCCCUACGCGCGGCAUGAACCAGACUUCUGCUGCUCUGGUGGGCUAUUUCGAAGAGAUUGUUAGGCAAUUCAAGAGGCUGCCAACCUACGACUGGCUCGCUUCCGCCUCCAUUCUUCCAUCCAGCACGACGACGUAUCCUCUAGCCUCUAUUCAAAAUGUCUUGACGAGCAAGCAUGGAGGUGUUCCGUACAUCGGCUGCAACAAGAACGGCACAUCCCUCAGCGAAGUUUGGUACUACUAUCAUACUAGAGGUCCCUUGAUUCACGGCUUGUACCAGCCUACGAACUCUACGACGAAGAGCAGCUGCAAGAGCGAUGUUCAGUACCUUCCCAAGCUCCUGUAGAUGCUUCGUCAAACAUGCACCUCGCGUCGAAGAGACUUUGUACAGAAAAGAGUCUAAACGGCGUUUCCUCUUCUGCACGUAACGCUCCACUUUGCUCCGUACGCACACUGCUGCAGCCGCUCGGCCCCCUGCUUCAAGUAUUUCGUUUGCUCGGCUUUCUUGCAGGUCAAAUUCAGUUUUUCCGAAU